UUUGCUUGGGGAGGACUAUUAAAGACCAGGCGUCACAGCCCGUCGCGUCACAUUGUCACAUAAUCACACAUGUCUGUAACGCUCCAUACAAGCCACGGCGAGCUCAAGAUCGAAAUAUUCUGCGAGGCUGUCCCGAAAGCAGCAGAGAACUUUCUUGCGCUGUGCGCUUCGAAUUACUAUGAUGAUUGCAUAUUUCACCGCAACAUCAAAGGGUUCAUGGUCCAGACGGGCGACCCUUCUGGCUCAGGAAAAGGUGGCCAAAGCAUAUGGGGGAAACCCUUUGAAGACGAGUUGCGGUCCACGUUGAAGUUUAACAAUCGUGGUAUGGUUGCCAUGGCAAACUCCGGCCCCGACUCGAACAAGUCGCAAUUCUUCAUAACCUAUGCAAAACAGCCUCAUCUGGACAACAAAUAUACGAUUUUUGGCAAGGUCAUUGAUGGUGCAGACUCCGCACUUGACGCUAUGGAACGCGUCCCUGUGAAUCAUAAGAAUAGACCGCUCUCCGAGAUCAAACUGACUCAUGUGACCGUGCAUUCGAAUCCCAUUGCGGACGCUCUGUUAGUUCAACGUUGA
Suillus clintonianus is the source of this 573-nucleotide messenger RNA. Its product is annotated as cyclophilin-type peptidyl-prolyl cis-trans isomerase. The coding region runs from base 70 to 573 and encodes 167 amino acids. The transcript is spliced from 6 exons. The record is from RefSeq and is a predicted model, not a curated record. Lineage: Eukaryota; Fungi; Basidiomycota; Agaricomycetes; Boletales; Suillaceae. Gene Ontology annotation, cellular component: catalytic step 2 spliceosome. Gene Ontology annotation, biological process: protein folding; protein peptidyl-prolyl isomerization. Gene Ontology annotation, molecular function: peptidyl-prolyl cis-trans isomerase activity.